AUCGGCCGGGGCACUUACAUACGUCAGGAGAGACAGAAUAAGCAGAAUAAGUAGAAUAGGCGCAGGCCUCAACUCCGCAGGAUCCAUCAAAAGCGUCCGAGUGCGUCUGGCUGCGGCGCAUAUUCCUCUGCCAACCGCCACUCCCCAUCCUCCCGCAUCUUCUCCCUCCGCCAUACUCCGACCACCCGCAUCGCCCACUGCUCGGAGAUCGUCCCCCUCCCCUCCCCCCCGCAGCCAACGCAGAGGAUUAAAUACUUCAACUCGUUCGCAAUGGACUCGCUGUCGCCGCUGACGCUGCGGAAGAUGGAUCGCGUCGCGGCUUCUCGCCAGAAAAGCUGCAACACCUGUGUGAGGGGCAAGCGCAAGUGCGACAAGAAGACGCCCCGGUGCACGCGGUGCGCCGCCAAGGGCCUCGACUGCGUCUACCAGAAGCUGCCCCCCGGAGCGAGCUUCCACGACGAGGACAUUGGGGCUCCGUCUACGAGCGAGGUGCACGACUUUGACAUGGGCUUUGACAUUGAAAGCCUGGGCACUUCGACAGACACGACGACGACGACGGCUACGACGUCACCCGAGAGUCUACACAGCAACAACGUGACGUCGAUCCAGCUUGACUCCAACCUCGACUUCUCCAUCAUCGACCAGCUCAUGGCCAACGACUCGCCCAACGGCGCGGAGCUGUGGAACCUCGGCGACUUCGGCUCCAACAAGAUGGAGAUCCCGAUGGUGACCGCACACCCGCCGAUGGCCAUCCGGGACAUGACGCUGCUGCAGGGCGCCGACAGCUGCCUCGCCUUCAACCCGCUCGACGUGCACGACCCGCGCACGCGCAUCGGCUACAUCGUCGACGCCCUCACCAACAUGUACCGCGGCUUCGCCCACACGCGCACGCUGCCCUUUGUGCACCCGCGCCUGUACGGCUCCAACCUGCCGCGCACCAUGCUGGCCGCCUUCUCGGCCGCCACGGCCUACGCCGGCCGCACGCCCGAGAACAAGGCCUGGGUGUACAAGCUCGUGGCCGAGGCCGCGCGCGAGAUCCACCGCGAGGGCGAGCGCGUCGACACCGCCGUCGAGAAGGUCGCCCGCGUGCAGGCCCUCGUCAUCCUGGACUCGAUCCGCAUGUUCGACGGCGACGUGGCGCUCCGGGCCACGUCGGAGCGCGAGAUGCCACAGUUCAUGGCGUGGCUGAUGGAGCUGAAGGCGCUGAAGGACGAGUUGGAGGAGGGCCUGAGCUCGGCCGUGCUGAUAUCUACAGACCGGCCACCGGCGAGUUGGGAGAGCUGGGUCCUGCUUGAAAGCACACGCAGGACAGUCAUGAUGGCAUUUUCCUAUGUCUGCAUCAGCUACAUCCUCAAAUCUAAUGAGCCGCCCUGCGAAAUCAUGGAUCCAGACAUCUCCUUCACCGUAUCGCGCCACCUCUGGGAGGCGCACUCAUCGGUAGCGUUCUUCCACGCGUGGCACAACAAGCCGCAGUAUUGCGUGUCCGAGAUGGACUUCAAGGACGUGUGGAUGCGAGCCCGGCCGGAUGAUGUGGACGACUUUGCGAAGCUCAUGUUGACAGCGCAAUCGGGUCCUGAUGCUAUGGACUAUUUUAUGUUGGGGAAUGUGAAUAUUAGCAUGACGGCAUGAACCGAUCCAUGUUGAGCUUCUGUUUGGAUCUUGACGGGAAAAGAGCCGGUUUCUUUCCUUGAAUCUUUACUGUAUAAAGGCGGCUGGAACAAAUUUGGCGCACGUGGGCCUCGGACAUAUCACACGCACAGUUGGCUACAGUAAGCCACGAUUUCUUCUUGCAGGCUUAAUAGCCCAUAAUUCACUGUUGUUUAGCUAUUGGUAACGGACCAUUAGACUAAGGUCUGGCUAUUGGGAUCUCGCAAAAGCAGCGCUGAUUCUUGCACCUCAAUAUUCGCACCCUGCUCCCCAUGUCC
Ilyonectria robusta is the source of this 1925-nucleotide messenger RNA. RefSeq lists its product as uncharacterized. The transcript is spliced from 4 exons. The record is from RefSeq and is a predicted model, not a curated record. Gene Ontology annotation, biological process: regulation of DNA-templated transcription. NCBI's taxonomy places the organism in Eukaryota, Fungi, Ascomycota, Sordariomycetes, Hypocreales, Nectriaceae. Gene Ontology annotation, molecular function: zinc ion binding; DNA-binding transcription factor activity, RNA polymerase II-specific. The coding region runs from base 271 to 1629 and encodes 452 amino acids.